AUGGGACUCACUCCGGAGGGAACAGGGGAGAGUCACGCCGGCGCUGCACAGCUGCAAACACCACACGCGGGCGAAGGAGAGAAACUCCGCGCAAAAACGCUCAGGAUGCAGACCAGCCAGGGAGUGGGGCGGGGGGGGCGCAUUACAGGAAAAGUCUCCCAACUCUCCCGGCGGAUGCAGAAGCUGCAGGCUGGGGAGGGAGGACCCUGCCCGGCCCCCCGCUUUCAGCGCGGGGGUUCAGGACGUGCCCAAACAAACGGGAUAUCCAAGGUCCCCCUGGCUAGACGGAGGGGGGUGUUCCCGACCCGCUGGCUUGCCACCCCCUUGCUAAAGGAGACCCUGGCCCGCUUGAGAUCGGGCCCAAGAGGGGCACUGGCCCGCGGGCAGCCGGCUCGGCGUCCGGGGGGGGCAUCGGCCUCGGGGGGCGCGCCAGCCGGCUUGGCCCGCUUCCCGCCGCCUCGGGGAGUCCCCGGGAGGCCUCCCUCUCGACGCCGCCUCCUUCGGGGGCUCCGGGCCGAGGGACCCCCGGGCCAAGCCGGAGCCGCCCGCCCGCCCGCCCGCCCGCGCAGGGCGAUCCCGCGGAGAGCCCGCCUCCCUCCCGAUCCCCGCGGCGGCUGCUCACCGUGGCUCCGGGGAGCGAGUGGCGCUGGCCGGGCGGCCAUGCAGCAAGGGGGCCGGCGUCGGCGCGGCCCGGCCUGGAGCGCGAAGGGCGGCCCGCCCGCCGGGCGACGGAGGCGGGCCGGGCGUGACUCAGGCCUCAGGAAUGCGCCCUGGCCGGCCAGCGCCGCGGAGGCGGAGGACGGAGCCCUCGCCGGGACGGCCGCGCCGAGCCAGGAGGCCGCCUCCGCCGACCGGGGAGCCUCCGCGCCUUGGAAGGCACGCAGGCCGGCAGGGACGGGGAGCCGGAGCCGCCAGGACGCGCCGGGGCGGCGGCCCCCCGACGAGCUGCUCCGGCGCCGGGGCGGGACGGGGAUCCCCGCCGCGGAAGCGGCGCCUGCGCCUCGAGGGACCCGGGGCGCGGGGAGGCUGCCCGUGCGCUCACCUAGCCGCCCGGGAGCCGCUGCGCUCCAGUCGCCCCCCGGAGGGAACCUGACCAUGAUCGGCCCUAACCGACGGGACCCCGGGACGGUUGGCCGUAGAACGGGCAGGGUUGGGUCGGAACGGGAACCCCGGACUGUUGCUGAAGGCGUGGGAACAGGGAGCCUCCGGCUCUCACCUUCCAUACACGUGAAGGUGGGGAAGAGCCCCCAGCGCAGCCACGUCGGACUUCAGAAGAGGAAGCUGAACCCCCACGAGGGUUUGGGUUCAGAAAGGGAUCCGAGAGGCAGAGUCGAGGGGAUCCAGUCUCUCCGCAAUGCUUGGGAGGCGCUCAAAACCACCCCGUGAGAAGCGCAGAUGAAAUGCAGAGACCGUCCCGAGAGGAACCGGAGGGCCCCGAGGAUGCCAGCGUGGUUAACCAGCGGAGUCAAAGACGCCGGGAGAGGCCAAGAAGCCUUCCUUCAAACAAUGCAAGUGUGGAAAAUGAAAAAAGGGCACGUACACUUUGGGGAAAGAAAUGCAAGCACAUUGAGGGGUGCAAAAAAUGGGGGGGAGAGAAGGAUGCCGAAAACAAAGACCCACAAAAAAAAAAAUAACUGUAUGAGUAUCCGGAGAGUGUCCAGGGGCAGUUGGGCCCUUGGAUGGCAAAGGGGUCAAAGGCGUGCAAAAAGAGAAGGAGAUUGCGGAAAAACCGGAUUAAUUCUUCACAUCUGCAUUUGCAGCAGAAGAUGGAAGACGGACCCCUGGGCCCAAAAUAAGUUCUGCAGGAAUGGAGUCUGAGGAACGGAGGGAACUGGUGGCCAGAGACAACAUUCUAGGCCUUAUUGACAAAAUAAUCCUGCCUCACUGAUGGGGGGGGGCGUCUGGGGUCCAGCAGGCCAAGAGCCCCAUCUCCACCAGAGCUGUGGGCAAGCUCACAGGUGGCUGGGAUGCCCACUUGACAGCCAUGGCAUCCUGGGAUCGCACUGUAAUGAAACUGUGGGGCUGGUGAGCAUGGCUUGGGAGGAACCGCCUUGGAGGCCAAUUCAGACCCUCUGCCUGCCCCCCAUCAGAGUUCUUUGAGAGCUUCAAGAAGCAUGCCAAUGUGAUCUGGUUGGCAUGGGGCACUUUCAAACAGCUUUCUGCAAUGUAUGUCACCAAAGAUUCCUGACUAAGCUUUGCAGUCAUGGAGUAAGAGGAGAGAUCCGGUUAAGAAACAGGAAACAGAAAGGAGGAAGAAGUGGACGGUCCUCCCAGUGGAGGAAAAUCGGAAGAGGAGUCUCCCAAGGAUCAGUAUUAAAGCCUCUGCUUUUAA
Podarcis muralis (Common wall lizard) is the source of this 2332-nucleotide messenger RNA. Lineage: Eukaryota; Metazoa; Chordata; Lepidosauria; Squamata; Lacertidae. The record is from RefSeq and is a predicted model, not a curated record.